Molecule: messenger RNA, 1822 nt
Organism: Fukomys damarensis (Damara mole-rat)
Lineage: Eukaryota; Metazoa; Chordata; Mammalia; Rodentia; Bathyergidae
Gene: Garin3
Product: family with sequence similarity 71 member B
Exons: 2
Coding region: 1-1794 (597 amino acids)
Cellular component (GO): nucleus
Source: RefSeq, a predicted model, not a curated record
AUGUCUGAAGUGAAGAGAACCCUAAGCAGUGAACAUGUGCUACCUUACCACACAGCCCACAGCUACCGCUCGAUGGGCGUGUUUCAUACCUCCAUGGGGGACCUGCAGCGACAACUGUACAAGGGAGGCGAGUACGAGAUCUUCAAGUACGCGCCCAUGUUCGAGAGCGACUUUAUCCAGAUAAGCAAAAAGGGAGAGGUGAUGGAUGUACACAACCGCGUCCGGAUGGUGACUGUGUGCAUCGCGUCCACCAGCCCCAUUCUGCCACUACCUGAUGUCAUGCUGCUGGCCCGGCCAGCUAAGGUCGGUGAAGAACACACCAGAUGCAGCCUGCUCACCAAGAAAAGAAGUCAGAAGCCCAAGAAGACUCUAGAGCUCACCAGGCUACUUCCCUUGAAGUUUGUCAAGAUCUCCAUCCAUGACCACGAGAAACAGCAGCUGCGCCUGAAGCUCGCCACAGGCCGGACUUUCUACCUGCAGCUGUGCCCCUCCUCAGAUACCCGCGAAGAUCUCUUCCGCUACUGGGAAAAGCUUGUUUAUCUCCUGAGGCCACCGGUUGACAGCUGCAGCAGUACCCUCACGGUUCGGACUGGGGAUGCAGCCUCUCCUGAGGACAAGAGCCUACUGGGUUCAGACCUCCAUGGAGAAGGGGAUCGGGAUUCUAGGAUUCUGAAGCUUCCUGAGGUCCGUGGAGCCACCUCUUCGGCUUAUGCAGGGGGAGAAGGAAUCCAUCACGCUUCUGCAGGAUCAUCCAAAGCAGAAACAGCAGGAACAAAGAGUGGUAUUGCAGUUCUUGGGGCAAGCACCGGCCCUACAGCAGGCAUGGCAAUGGCAGGGACAGUGACGGGGCCCACAGCUGGUGCUAUGAGCAUGGCAGCAGCCAAGUCCACAGGCUCAGGUCAGGCAACCAUGGCCAUGGCGGGGACAGCCACCAAGGAUACAGGAGAAGGCGGAUCCAGCAAGGCCAUGGCAGCCGCUGCCAGCAUAUCCUCAUCUGAUGUCCACAUGGUGCUGGUGGGCGCUGCCAGUACCUCCUCAGCAGGCGCCUCCUUUACUGCAGGGGCUACUGGCGUCUCCCGGGACAAUAGUGUGAACAUGGUUUUUGCAGGUGCCAUGACGACCAUGGCACCUGUGCCGGAAAAAGAUGAAGGGUCUGUAGUGGCACCCCUUGUAUCAACCUUGCAGAGCGAAGGCUACAUGUGCGAACGGGAUGGCAGCCAGAAGGCUCCCCAGGUCAAUGCUGAAGCCAAGAAGACAAAAAGGGAAAGAAGAGAAAAGAAGGACAGAAAUGUCAGCAGGAAAUCUUCACAUCAACACAGGACAGGUGAAAGUCACCACCACAGGACAGGUGGGGACAAAAGCCGGAAAUCAUCCUCCCACCGGUCUGUGUCUGGCCAUGGGCACAAGACAGAGGAAAGAAAAGAAACGGGGUUGAGCAAUGUAAGGGGCAGGGGACAUGGCUCCCCUCACAAAAGUUUCAGCCACAGCUCCUCCACCAAGGAGUCCAGGACCUCUCACAAACUGGGGAAGAGACGAUCUAUGACCAGUUCAGGCUCUUUAAGCAAGAAAUCAAGUAAAAUCAGCUCUUUUUUGAGGAACUUUAUAACUGUGCCGAGUUCAAAAGCAGCUCUCAUCUCACGUGACAAAGAAGAAGACAUCGUGGCAAAGAAAGUGGAGAAGUGCAACAUAGAGACAAAGGUGGAUAAAGGCCAGGGUGGCCAGGAGCUGGAGAUCAGCGGCACCAUGACAUCUGAGACAAUGGAGACCAUCAUCUUUGAAGCCAAACCCAUUUAGAUAGGAGCCAGAGCAGGGAGCUAUAACA